UCCAAGUCUCAGGUUGAGCCGUUCUCCCCUCCCACUGUGCUGUAGCAUGUAUAUAAACUUUGAACUCUCGGGAGCCUUCUGCUAGUUCUCUUCUCAGGCGAGUCAGGAGCUACAGAGAGAGACACGAGGAUGGCGCUCCACAUGCUAACCGCCCUGGCCGUGGGUCUCCUGUCCAUCUGCCAUCCCUCAGACUCUGCUGCUCACUAUGACAAGAUCUUGUCCCACAGCCGGAUCCGGGCACGCAGUCAAGGCCCAAAUGUCUGUGCUCUCCAGCAAGUAAUGGGAACCAACAAGAAAUACUUCAGUACCUGCAGGAACUGGUACCAGGGGGCCAUCUGUGGGAAGAAAGCGACUGUCUUGUAUGAAUGCUGCCCUGGCUACAUGAAGAUGGAAGGAGAGCGCGGAUGCCCUGCAGUUGCUCCUAUCGAUCACGUGUAUGGCACUCUGGGGAUUGUGGGCGCCACCUCGACUCAACAGUACUCUGAUAUGUCAAAGCUGCGAGAAGAGAUUGAAGGGCCUGGAUCUUAUACAUUCUUUGCACCCAGCAAUGAAGCCUGGGACCUCUUGGAUCCGGAAAUCCACAGCGGCCUGAUUGAAAAUGUCAACAUUGAGCUGUACAAUGCCCUCCAUAACCACAUGGUGAACAAGCGCCUACUGACGAAGGACCUCAGGAACGGCCUGACGGUGGUAUCCAUGUAUAACAACCAAAAGCUGCAUAUCAAUCACUAUCCCAAUGGUGUUGUUACUGUCAACUGUGCCAGAAUCAUCCAUGGCAACCAGAUUGCCACAAAUGGUGUGGUCCACGUUAUUGACCGCGUGCUGACCCCCGUUGGAAAUACCAUUCAAGAUGUCAUUGAGGCAGAAGACGACCUCUCAUCUCUCAGAGCUGCGGCCAUUGCAUCAGGUGUGAUGGACACUCUUGGGCAGCCCGGCCAUUACACGCUCUUCGCUCCCACCAAUGACGCUUUUGCAAAACUUCCUCGUGGCGUGCUGGAAAGGAUCAUGAGUGACAAGGUGGCUUCUGAAGCUCUGAUGAAGUUCCAUGUUUUGAACACUCUUCAGUGUUCUGAAGCUAUCAUGGGUGGGGCCGUCUUUGAGACUCUGGAAGGGAACACAGUUGAAGUCGGCUGUGAUGGAGAAAGCCUGACCGUGAACGGAGUGAAAAUGGUCAACCGAAAAGACAUUGUGACAACCAACGGCGUCAUUCAUCUCGUAGACCAAGUGCUGAUUCCUGACUCAGCAAAGCAGGUGAUAGAGCUGGGUGGUCCCCAACAGGCCACUUUCACAGACCUGGUUGCACAGCUGGGCCUCGCUGCGUCUCUCAGGCCGGAAGAAGAAUACACUCUGCUCGCUCCAGUCAACGGGGCCUUUUCUGAGGACACCUUAACCAUGGACCAGAGAAUUCUCAAACUGAUCCUUCAGAACCACAUUUUGAAAGUGAAAAUUGGACUGAAUGAGCUCUACAACGGACAGUUCUUGGAGACCCUGGGAGGAAAGAAACUUAGAGUGUUUGUGUAUCGCACAGCCGUAUGUAUUGAAAAUUCCUGCAUGAUCCGAGGAAGCAAAGAGGGAAGGAACGGCUUCAUUCAUGUUUUCAGGGAGAUUAUCCAGCCAGCAGAUAAAACUCUGUAUGAAGUGCUGCGAUCUGAUAAGCGAUUCAGCACAUUCCUGAGCCUAGUGCAAGCUGCAGAUUUGGAAGAGGUUUUGUCCCAGGAAGGAGGCUGGACUCUGUUUGUCCCAACCAAUGAUGCCUUCAAAGGCUUGACUGAACAAGAGAAACAGACCCUGAUCAGUGACACCAAUGCACUCAGGAACAUUUUGCUUUAUCACCUGACCCAUGGUGUUUUCAUUGGAAGCGGAUUUGAACCUGGUGUGACCAACAUUCUCAAAAGUAUCCAGGGAGGCAAACUGUACUUGAAAGUGGUCAACGAUACUCUUCUGGUGAAUGAACUGAAAUCAAAAGAAUCUGAUCUCAUGGCAACCAACGGAGUAAUUCACAUCAUAGACAAGCUCCUGUAUCCUGCAGAUUUGCCUGUUGGAAGCGAUGAGCUCCUAACCAUUUUGAAAAAACUGAUCAAGUACAUUCAGAUCAAGUAUGUCAGAGGCUACAGAUUUGAAGAAAUCCCAAGGACAUUUUACACAAGCCGCAUUAUUACUAAGGUUGUGGAUCCCAAGAUUAAAAUAUUUGAAAGCAGCUAUGAGAAAGAAGUGCCAUCCAUUACAAAGAUCACGAAAGUGAUUGAAGGGGAACCAGAAUUCAAAGUGGUCAGGGAAGGCGAGACAGUAACUAAAGUGAUUCAUGGAGAGCCUAUAAUUAAAAAAUAUACGAGAAUAAUUGAUGGCCGUCCUGUGGAAGUGACUGAAAAACAAGUGACUGAAGAAAGGAUUAUUCAAGGUCCUGAAGUGAAAUAUACUCGAAUCACUGCAACUGGAGGAGCAAAUACUGAGGAAACCAUUAAGAAACUGCUGGAAGAAGAGGUUACCAAGGUGACCAAACUGAUGGAAGGUGAAGGUCAUUUGCUUGAAGAUGAAGAACUCAAAAGACUCCUCCAGGGAGCUGGAUCUGAGUACACCAAGGUUACUAAAGUAACUGAGGGAGAGCCAAAGAUUAUCGAGACAGAGAUAAAGAAAAUUCAUCGGGAAGAAACACCUGUAAGGAAAGUGCAAACAUCCAGAAGGACACAAGGACCACCAAGGAGAAGAACUCGACUUGUCCGUCCAGCAGUGAAAAAGCAAAGUCCACCAAAAGAGAACUGAGAUGAGGGCAGCAUCAAGAAAAACGUCCAUAAUCCAGAAUGUCCCGAGUGAAAACAUCGUUAUACAUAAACUGAACUGGCUCUCAUAAAGGAAUGCCAGCAUUAACAAUUGGGCACAGCAUCCAUUAACCUUUGAAAGCACAUGGGAGAUCACCUCUUCCUAACAAUAUGUCCGUUAGGCCCUUACGAGCAGGGGCAAUUUCAGAAUGUAUUGAUUUUCUAUGAAUCAGACACACUAAAUUACAUCCCACCCUGGGAAUAAUAAACAGAAUCUUAAGUGACAAAAACCUAAGCAAGUGUAAGCUAUUUUAACCAAGCACUUUUCAUUUGGCAAAACCUAUAAAUUUUCAGGAGAAGUUUUAAAUGUCAUGAUGACGCCGAUAACCUUACAUUU
This is a messenger RNA of Heteronotia binoei (common prickly gecko), 3150 nucleotides long. RefSeq names its product periostin (gene POSTN). Lineage: Eukaryota; Metazoa; Chordata; Lepidosauria; Squamata; Gekkonidae. Bases 130 to 2757 code for a protein of 875 amino acids. The transcript is spliced from 24 exons. Gene Ontology annotation, molecular function: protein binding. The record is from RefSeq and is a predicted model, not a curated record.